Messenger RNA from Achroia grisella, 1694 nucleotides. RefSeq names its product F-box only protein 28 (gene pall). Gene Ontology annotation, biological process: protein polyubiquitination. The record is from RefSeq and is a predicted model, not a curated record. The coding region runs from base 166 to 1392 and encodes 408 amino acids. Gene Ontology annotation, molecular function: protein binding. The transcript has 9 exons. Lineage: Eukaryota; Metazoa; Arthropoda; Insecta; Lepidoptera; Pyralidae.
AAGACAAAAGUAUUUGUUUAAUUACUAAGCCAAGCUGACUGACGGAGAAGAAUCGCGAAUAAACCACAUCGCUUUUGUUUCAAAACUUUAAUGUAAACACUAAACAUUGUUUAUAUUGGUUUUCUACGCGUUUGAUGUGACACACUCGUUUUAGUUUAUUGAAGGAUGGAUCUCCUGGGUCUACCAGUUGUCGUGGUAGAGAAAAUAUUUUCGUAUCUCACUUACGAUGAAAUUGCAAAGAAUAGAAUGGUAUCGAAGUCAUUUAACGAUAUAUGUGUGCGGCUACUCAACCGCGGUUUCCUGAUGAUUGAGAGAAGGCACGCGCUGGCGUUGAAGAGUGUGAAGGCGCAGCUACCACGAAGAGAAUCUGAACGCAGGUACCACCCGUUGUCUCGUCACUGCGACAUCUUGACGUCCAUAGAGACGAGGAUAUCGAUGCUCAACAUGACCUACUCCAAGUUCAUAGACAGCGGCAUGUGCUGCUUCAUACCGGGCAGGGUGAUAGAUGAGAUGCGGCGCGUGCUGUACAUAGUGGAGACGAUGAAGACACCGCCGCGGGCGCACGAGGUGCUGCAGGAACUGCGCGACAUCUCCAGCAUGGCCAUCGAACACUUCGACGACAAGGUCUCGCCGGCCUUCCGCAAGCGACUGCAGGAACGGGCGGCGCAGCCCCCGGCCCGCGCCCCACCAGGUGUCCUAGCUCCGUUAGCGAUUAGACAAGAGAUGCUGCAGCUCCGGAGACAGUCCGUACUGAACGCGAAACUGUCACUAUACCUCGCCGGGCAGUACAGCAAGUUUUACAAACGGACAAUGGAUUAUAAGAAACUUGCGUGGAGGCAAAGCAAGACUAUCAGAACUCUAUUGAACAAGCAGAGAGAACAGGACGCGGCUAUAGCCGAUUUAAAGCGACGCAUCGAGGAGUGCGAUAUAAAGUACAGCGAGCUGACGCAUACCAAUCAGGCCGUUGGCGGGAAAGCUAUUCCGGGUGGAGGGAGCGAGGCGGUGUCCCCGCCGGGGGGCGCGGGGGUGGGAGGUGGUCUGCGACACUUCGGCAGUCAGAUCAAGCUGGACCUCUCCGUGCUGCCCAUCGGCACGGGGAAGAGAACCCGUGGACCCAUGUUACCAAACAUCAAGCCACGCAAGGCCCUAAUCAAACUGCCAAGUCUCUCCGACGAGCCCCCCGCCAAGCAGAUGAAGAUGGACGACAGCCCAUCAACCUCGCAGAGUCCCAGAAGCAAGUCACUGUCCACCAUCGCCAAGAUACGAGGCAUCACCAACGAGAUACGACACCUCACCAACCUAACCAACUUCGAGGGGAAACUAAAACGCACUUUAAGUUUAACGUCAUUAGAUCUAAUUGAGCUUGAAUGCAAGAAGCAGAAGUUAGAUUAGGUUAGUAAGUUUGGAUGCGGCAUCGACCAACUUCGAAGCGAAACUAAAAGGCACUUUAAGUUUAACGUCGUUAGAUCUAAUUGAGUUUGACUCCAAGAAACAGAAGUUAGACUAAGAUUGUAAGUUUUAUGGAUGCGGCAUUGUGUGCCAUCAACCUCGCAGAGUCCCAGAAGCAAGUCACUGUCCACCAUCGCCAAGAUACGAGGCAUCACCAACCUGACCAACUUCGUGGGGAAACUAAAAUGCACUUUAAGUUUAACGUCGUUAGAUCUAUUUGAGCUUGAAUGAAAGAAACAGAAAUU